Molecule: messenger RNA, 3197 nt
Organism: Coregonus clupeaformis (lake whitefish)
Lineage: Eukaryota; Metazoa; Chordata; Actinopteri; Salmoniformes; Salmonidae
Product: E3 ubiquitin-protein ligase RNF166
Exons: 3
Coding region: 1263-1601 (112 amino acids)
Biological process (GO): ubiquitin-dependent protein catabolic process; protein polyubiquitination
Molecular function (GO): ubiquitin protein ligase activity
Source: RefSeq, a predicted model, not a curated record
GUAUAUAGCCCUCAUGAAAGAUUACAUUAUGGUACACUGUCCUGAAAAGCAAUGGAACUGUAAGCACUAUGAGGGAUUUCACUGCAUUCUGUCAACUGGAGUCAUUUUUACUUGAAACUGGGUACGCAGGUUCGUACUUUGGCCAUGAUACUGAGGACAGGAAUAAUGUGUAAUGGGGGUUAGGCCAGGUUUUGGAAAAAUAUAUGAUUCUAUUGUCCUAACCUUCAGUCAAGUUGGGAAUGAAGAAAGCAAUAAUAAGUUAUAUUUGUCAUGUGAAUUUAAUUUAAAGGCAAUUAAUUAGCUCUUCAAAGAGUAAUCGGUUCAUUCCCUCCCUUUCAGUGUUUCUGUCACAUCACGUCACGUCUAACUCUCUGUCUGGAGGGUAUGUCUGUCUGUCCUUCUGUCUAGAGGGUAUGUCUAUCGGGAGGGUCUUUCUGUGUGGAGGGUCUGAACAACUCAGCCAGAGGAGGUCCCACUCCCAACAUGUGCUAGAAGCACUGAGUUACUAGUCUGAGGAAGAGUACUGUGUUCAGGCUCUGUGACGUCCAUAGUAACCAUCUGGAACUCACGGGUGAACACAGAACAGCUUAUCUUGUGUCUUCUCUCGGUUUUCAAGGUUGUUGUUUUUACCACAUUCCAAAACAUGAUUUAAUUGGGCGAUGUUGCCAGCACCACAAAGGCAGAGUCUCAUCUAGUGCUGGUGUUGUCUACUUGUCAGAAAGUCAUUAUUCUGACUAAACUAUCCGUUUUGUAGCCCAAGGCUGAAAUUAAGUUUGGAUGGUAUAGUUUGUGGAGUUUUUCAUGAGGACAUUGCUGUUCUAUUAAGUCUACAAUACAGUGUGCACCUUUAUCGGCUAUUCAAAUAGACAUGUCUGUCAAAUAGACAUUUCCCAUUAGCUAGUAGACUGUCCUACCUGAGAGACCUGUCAACCCUAAGUCUGAUGGGACUCUAAUGGGCUGCUCCUGGUUAGCUGUGGAGGGUAGUGUGUGAAUAGGCCCUGUUGUCUUGCUGUAGUGCUGAUGGAGCAGUGAGUUAAUAAACACAUUGUUAAGGGGUGUGGCUCGGCUAGCGUAAAUGUCACUGCAGCACAUUGCUUUCUGACCCUCAUGUCCACACAGACCAGCUGUCCUUCCAGGUGUGCUGCUGGACAUGAUUGGCAUCCUGCUAGUGUCUGAAAACUGGGCCUCAGACUUUGGAGCUAUACUCACACACAACAACACACCAUCAGUGUGUGUCUGGCAAAGUAUGUGUGUGCAUACCCAUGUUUCCUUUAUGGCUCCUACUAAACGUGUGUUUUCUCCCUGCCUGCAGCAAUAUUCCAAACCGCUCCACCUUUUCAUGCCCGUUCUGUGGAGCCCGCAAUCUGGACCAACAGGAGCUGGUCAAACACUGUAUGGAAAACCACCGCAACGAUCCCAACAAAGUGGUGUGUCCUGUAUGUUCAGCCAUGCCCUGGGGGGACCCCAGCUACAAGAGCUCCAACUUCCUCCAGCACCUCCUCCACCGGCACAAGUUCUCCUACGACACGUUUGUGGACUACAGUAUCGAUGAAGAGGCGGCACUACAAGCAGCCCUGGCUCUGUCCAUGGCAGAGAACUGAGUCCCCUUGGUCCUCUGAGUCCCCCACUCUGCUGUCUGGGGAUGCACUUCCAUCCUGACACCCCGCUAGCUCUCUUUCUUUGUCUGGAUCCACCCCAUAUCCCGCCCCCUCCACAGCCACCUCACAGGGAGAGUUUGGAAGGACCUUGGCCCUGGCCUAGACUCCCACUCUGGGAGAGCUCCAGAGGGAUUAUGUCCUAACCCUGUCCCCGAUCCUCUACCUGGCCCUUCAUCCACUCUGCUCACCUGCUAAACUCGUCAAGGCUCAUUACCAUUACAUCAUAUCCUCUCAGCCAGCAGCAGCCCCUUCACUUCCUGUAUACUGGGGAGGAGGGGAGCUUGGCCUCCAAUAAAUGUUGCAAUUCAAAACCACUGCAAUGCAAAACAAUGAGUACAGCAUGGACAUUUUUGUUAUUCGGCAGAAAGUAUGAAGGUUCCCAAAAAUAAGGAUUUAAGGUAUUUUCUUUGACUCUUUAUUUUUCACUGUUCAAAUGAAACGUUUUCAAACUCCAGGAAAAAGCCAUCACAUGACACACGUUCUGGUAAAAGUACCACAGAUUAGUUCUGUUAAAGUUUAUUCUCAAGUGCAUAAUUUGAUGGCUUUUUGAAUAAUAGGGACUACAGUUGAAUGGCUUGACCCCAUUGUCAGUGUGAUAAGCUUCCAGCUGGGUGACAGCCUAGACAUGACCAGUUAAACAGAGAGGGAGGACAUUCUCACGUCCCCAUCACGACAACAACACACACUAACAUUUGCAAAUCAAAACAAACUAUCAAACUAUCCCCUUUUGUAUUCAGAGUUCUUGUGAAUACUUGCACUUGUCACAUUUUUCUACAUAAUUGAACUAUAGAUUGUUCUUAUUUCAUAGUUAAGAAACAGAAUUAUAGUACUGCAUUUAGUCUUCACUCUGCUGUUGCUCUGCUGAUAUUUUUAUGAAGCACCAGACAAGAUAAAAUCUAUUUUUGGAAAAUGUUUCAGUUUCAAAUGCUGUACUAAUAAUAAGAAACGUGUUUAUUGGGGAUGUGUUUGUUGUUUUACCACCUUUUUCAAAGGACCCAUUGGUACUGUACUGCUGGCAUCAAACAGUUGUUAGCAGGAUCUUAGGGCCUAUGUGUAAUACACUGUCUCAAACACAAGAGGGCACCCCAGUCUCGAAAUAGACCGGGCACAAGUCAAAAGUCAUUCAAAGCCCAGUGUUCUUCAGUCAGUGUUACUCCAAGUCAUCAUGUUUAUACCCAUGCACAGUAUUGUGAAAAAUGCCCAUGUGUUGCCUAAAUGUAUGACCUGUUUGGUUUAGUGCCCACUAUGAGAAGUGUUAGGGAAAUUGACAUUGUAAAGUGCAAGAAGUGAAAUAUUAUGACGUGAGUACUGUUGGAUAAGUAUAUCCUUGUGGUUGAAUUGGUUGUUGCCCUGUAAAAGUCCAGUUUUAUGUUCAUUAUUUUAUUGAACACCAAUGUUGGUCUGAUCGUAAAAUGUAAAAGUGUACAUUGCAACACUGUACAGAAUCAGUACAAUGUUCCUAGGCCAUUUACAGUGCCUUGCAAAAGUAAUCAUCCCCUUGGCAUUUUUCCUAUUUUGUUGCAUUAUAACCUGUCAUUU